CCCAGCCACAGUGUCGGAGAGGUACAAUGAAUUUAUAGUUUACUGGUGCAGUUCAUUAUGGCGGAAAAGAUGAAGUUUAGUUUUAGUUAUAUCUGUGUAUUUUUAAUCCUCUGUUUGUGGAGUGAAGUGAACGCAAAAUGUGUGAUGCGCGGUGAAUGUUACGAGGUCGGUGGUUUCGCUAAAAUUUGUCCUGUAGACGAAGAAGCUUCAUCUCUGUUUGAUGGUUUAGAUGAAGAGGAAAUGGAACAAACCCUUGCUAUAGUUCGCCGUAGGUGUCCACACAUAUUACUCGAUGAUGAAGGAAACGAGAAGGAGUUCAGGGAUGUUAUGACUUGCUGCGAUCACAAACAAUUGGAAAAAAUGGCUGAUAACCUACUGAUGGCUGAUGGAGUACUAGGCCGAUGUCCAUCUUGCGUCAGGAAUUUCGCCAGGCAAAUUUGUGAAAUGAACUGCUCUCCAGACCAAGACCGUUUUGUUGAAGUAGUACGCAUCGAAUAUGGGACCAAUGAUACGGCAUAUGUAAAUGAAGCAAAUUACAGAGUUCACGAGGACUUUAUGCUUGGCGCUUACACUGCAUGCUCCGGUGUACUUGUCCCUCAAACAGGAUUACCUGCCAUUAACAUGAUGUGUGGUAACGCACCCGUGUGUGAUGCUCAAGCCUGGUUCAGUUUCACCGGUGACACUGCCACGAAUCCUUUGGCACCUGUUCAAAUCAACUUUUUGAAGACUACAACGGAGUAUAAUUCAAUGAACGCUCCCAUAUUACCAUGUAACGAGUCUUAUUUGGAUGACGUUCCUUGCAGCUGCAUAGAUUGUAUGGCUCAGUGCCCCGUUGGAAAUGAACCAAUUAUUCCCGAAAGGUGCACAGUACUUUCUGUAGAUUGUAUAGCUUUCUCGGUCGGAUUAGUAUUCCUAAUACUUUCAAUUGCCAUAUUUGCAUUUAUGGCUGUCUCCCGUUCAGACAUUAAAGUGACAGACUCUAAACAAAAUGAAAAAGUAAUACGACCUAAUAUUAUGACUAGACUAUUUGAAUCAGUGUUUUCACAUAUAGGCUCGAUGGCCUCUACACAUCACUUAUUGAUGAUUAUGAUUACUACUUGGAUUGUAUUUGGAAUGUCUUUUGGUGUAAUGAAUCUUAAAAUUUCAUCAAAACCUUUGGAACUUUGGUCUGAACCUGAAUCUCGAAGUCGUCACGAGUUAGAGUACUUUAACUCUCGAUUUGGUCCCUUCUAUCGAGCUGCUCAAGUGUUUUUAACAAUAAACAAAGAGCCAUUUGAAGUAGAUGGCAAUAUUUAUGGACCAGCUUUUAGGUUUGAAGCUAUUGAGGAACUGGUGUCCCUUGAAAACGAAAUUCUAAAUAUAGGGAGAGAUACAGGUGGUGUUACAUUGGAACAGGUAUGUUAUGCUCCCUUACGAGUUCGGGGUGGUGAACAGAGACUUGAUCAAUGUGUUUCCAUGUCUGCAGUAACCUAUCUUGGUGGCCAAUUGAACAACGAAACAUACUUAAAUUCAAUACAAAAUUGUCUUAAUAAUUUCUACUCUUUCGAUUGUUUGGCAUCAUGGGGUGGAGGUGCAGAACCUGAAAUCACAUUUGGAGGAUAUGAAGAUAACGUUUAUGAUGCGAAUACACUUCUAAUUAAUUUCCCUAUAGCCAAUCAUCUUUUAGAGGAAAAUCUUGCACCAGUUUUAGAAUGGGAAUUGAGAUUAAUAGAAUUAUUACAAGAAUAUGAAAUGAAUAGGAAACCAGAUUUUAUAGAUCUUGCAUAUGGUGCAGAAAGAUCUAUAGAAGACGAAAUUGAACGCGUGUCUGUAGCAGAAGCGGUGCCCAUAGCGAUUAGUUAUGUACUUAUGUUUGCUUAUGUUACAGUUGCAUUGGGUAAUGUUAGAAACUGCAAAACGUGGUUGAUUGAUAGUAAAGUAACAGUAGCUGUCGGUAGUAUAUUGGUAGUAGUAGCGGCUGUUUUCUGCGGUAUGGGUGUUAUGGGUUAUGCACAAGUGACAUUGACAUUACUUGCUAUUAAUGUAAUACCAUUUUUCGUAUUGUCUGUGGGCAUUGAUAAUGUUUUCUUAAUGGUAAACACAUUACACGACAUAGAAAAUAACUUAAAAUCCUAUAGCGAUUAUAAUGAGAAUUUCAGUUUCAAUCGUAAAAGAAAAUUUAUAUUUAUGAAAAUGAUGGGUAAAGUUGGUCCUUCAAUAUUUGUUACAGCAAUUACUCAAAUAACCUGUUUUGCUAUUGGGACGUUAACAAAUUUUCCUGCGGUUAGAUCGUUUGCCAUAUUUGCCACUUUUUCAAUGGGUUUUCUAUUUAUAUUCCAAAUAACUACUGUAAUCGCUAUUUUGUCAAUGAAUUACAAACGCGAAAGUCAAAACAGGAUUGAUAUUGUUUGUUGUAUUCAGAAAAAAAUCUUAAAUGAUGAUGAUCCACUACACUCUGAAGCCCCUUACGAAAGUAUUACCAAAAGGUUGAUGGAACCUUACGCUAAAUUCCUUCUCCGUUGGCGAGUGAAGUUUAUUGUAGCUGUUCUGUUUAUGGUUAUGGUAUUUUGUAGCGUACUCAUGAUUCCAGGGUUAGAAGUCGGUUUAGAUCAAGAAUUAGCAUUACCUCGCGACUCCUACGUAUACAAAUAUUUACAAGCUGUCAACAAUUUGAUGAAAAUAGGGCCACCAGUCUUUUUUAUUGUCAAAGGCGGGUUGAAUUACAGUAAUGUUGACCAUCAGAACGUUAUCUGCGGUGGUCAAUUAUGUCACGAAGAUUCUCUGGCAACGCAAAUAUUUUUAUCAGUUCAACAUAGUGAUAUAACUUAUAUGGCUAAAAGUUCCAAUUCCUGGUUAGACGAUUUUUUUGAUUGGUCAGGUUUAUACGGUGCAUGUUGUAAAUAUAACACGACUGACGGUAGCUUCUGUUCUAGUGUAGAUUUAUCACCCGAAUGUCAAUAUUGUCAAAUCGAAAGAAACGAAUGGGCUAAUGGUUUAAGGCCAGGACAUGAAGCUUUCAAUAGAUACAUACCAUUUUUCUUAAAUGAUGCUCCCACUGAAAUAUGCAAUAAAGGUGGUUUAGCUAGUUAUUUUAAUAAUGUCAUUUAUGUUUUAGACUCUGAAGGACACGCUACUGUGCUCGACAGUAAUUUUAUGGCCUUUCAUAGUACUUUAGUGACGUCUCAGGACUACAUAUCGGCUGUAUAUUACGGUUAUGAGAUUAGUGAAAAUAUAACAAAAGCUAUAAAAAAUCAUACCGGUCUAGACAUUGAAGUAUUUCCAUAUUCUGUCUUUUAUGUGUAUUAUGAGCAAUAUCUAACAAUGUGGCGUGAUGCCUUCAUGUCUUUAGGAUUUUGUAUCCUUGGCGCUUUCGUUUUCAAUUUAUUGGCUUCGGGCUUCAAUUUUUUGACCACAAUAUGCGUAAUAUUCACCACCGUUUUGAUUCUCUUGAACUUGAUGGGCGUCAUGUACAUUUGGAACAUUCCAUUGAAUGCUGUUUCGCUUAUUAAUCUCAUAGUGGCUAUAGCGAUAGGUGUAGAGUUUUGUAGUCAUAUUGGACAUGCGUUUGCAACAAGUAAUGCGCCUCGCAGUGACCGAGUCGAGGACGCCAUAAAGAAAGUCGGUUCCACUAUCAUUACUGGCAUAACGUUCACCAACAUUCCUGUAAUCGUCCUAGCGUUUUCCUAUACUGAAAUAAUAGAAGUCUUUUUCUUUAGAAUGUUCUUCAGUUUGGUCAUUUUAGGUUUUAUCCAUGGCAUGAUCUUCUUUCCUGUUCUAUUGAGUUAUGCAAACAAUUUGACACAGAGCAAUAAAAAGAAACCAAUAACACCAAAUGUACAAGAACCGAUUGCAAAGCAGACAGAAUGUGAGGAUCCCGACGUGGAGGUUAAACAUUUGUGAAUCAACAUUAAUGUUAUUUAAUUAUCUGUAAUCUGACUGCAUAUAAUUACUGAAAAUAGUUCUGAUUCAACAGUUUUAAUUUAUACUAGCUUUUGCCCACGGCUUCGCUUGCGUUAAUUUAUCCCCUUAGGGGUGGAA
Messenger RNA from Achroia grisella, 4017 nucleotides. Its product is annotated as NPC intracellular cholesterol transporter 1 homolog 1b-like. Gene Ontology annotation, cellular component: membrane. The coding region runs from base 58 to 3879 and encodes 1273 amino acids. The record is from RefSeq and is a predicted model, not a curated record. The transcript has a single exon. NCBI's taxonomy places the organism in Eukaryota, Metazoa, Arthropoda, Insecta, Lepidoptera, Pyralidae.